GAUGUAGAGGUGUUACAUACCGGGGUGGAGCAAGCCAUUACGUUGCGGUGUCUACAUCACGGUCCGUGCGUGGGGUGUCUACAUCAACGUCCGCAUACAGCCCCGCCCCUCGGGGGGCAGUUGGCUAUAUAAGGCGGUGUGCGAGAGAGCUCGAGGCAGUCGUUGGAGCAGAAGAGCCGUUGGAGACUGAAAACCAGCUCGCAAGCCCUGGGACUACACUGAGUCGGUCUCCUGCAGGAGUGGAACCGAGCUGUGGAGACCCGGACCGCGCGAGAGACACCGUGAGCUCUGAGCACCCUCGUCUGCAAGUUGCUACCAUGGAGAUCAGCCGAGCUGGAGAGGCUCGGAGUAACGGCGAGUCUUGCACCACGUGGAGUGCGCUGUCCUCAGCGCGCACCGCCUCCAUCCGCAGCAAGUCGCCACAAGCAAUCCUGGCUCUCUUUGGCCCUCAGGAAGUAUGGUACUCUGCGCUCCGCAACAGAUCCCGGGGACCAAAUAACGAUGGAUACGACGACCACGAACAUCAUUACAUUCUGGUCCAGCAUGAGCACCUCCACUACCGCUAUGAGGUGCUGAAGAUUGGGGAAGGAGGUCAAGGCCAGGUGAUCCGGUGCCUUGACCACAUGAGGAACACCCUGGUGGCCGUAAAGAUCUUGGUAUCACCAUUGAGCUCCAAGCGUGAUAACUCUCAGAGAAUGGAGAUGAAGAUGGCUCUGGAACUUCAGGGCAAGGGCAGUGAUGAGGACUACAACGUCGUCAAAGUCCUGAACCAUUUUGACUUCAGAGGACACCACUGCAUUGUCCUGGAGCUGUUGAAGGAGAGCCUCCAUGAUGUGAUUAAGGAAGCGGGGCUCCGGCAAUUGCACAUGGGGAUGGUGAAAACUUACAACAGGGGCAUCCUCAAGUUCCUUUGCCACACCAAGGCCAGGAGCAUCAUCCAUGCGGACAUCAAGCCAGAAAAUGUUCUAAUCAAGGACACCGUGACCGGCACCAUCAGGGUCACGGACUUUGGCACCAGCUUUUUUGUGAAACGUCAACCUCUGCAUGUUGGUGGGACCCUGCCAUUCCAAUCUCCGGAGGUAUUGCUGGGCUACAGAUUGACCUGUGCAGUGGACAUGUGGGCACUGGGCUGCACGGUGGCGGAGUUGGUGACCGGCAGGGAAUUAUUCCAGUCGGACAGCCGCGACGACCACCUCCCGUGCUGCAUGGAGAUCCUUGGGUUGCCUCCAAGAUGUAUGAUGGAUGCAGCUCCUGACGGAAUACACUACUUUGUCAAGAGAAGGGUGCCAGGGAGCUUGUCACUUCACGGGGCACUCAAUAGCCAAGACCUGGAGUUUGUUGAAUUCGUCAGCUCCUGCCUGCGAUAAGAUCCAGAUUGUCGCAUGACGCCAGCGCAGGCGCUGGGUCACAGCUGGCUCCGGACCGCGGCCACCAGCACUACCAGCAACGCCACCACCACUGCUACUCCUGGCAGUGUACAGUGUUUUGGAGCUGCUGAGCGACGAGCGGAGCCGGCGCUGCCCCCAUCCUCCGCGCUCGCCCAGGCCUCUAAAUGGCUGACGGUUGUUGUGGAGGAAGAGGAGACUCCGGUGGAG
Lethenteron reissneri (Far Eastern brook lamprey) is the source of this 1595-nucleotide messenger RNA. Its product is annotated as dual specificity tyrosine-phosphorylation-regulated kinase 2-like. The record is from RefSeq and is a predicted model, not a curated record. Gene Ontology annotation, molecular function: ATP binding; protein serine/threonine kinase activity. Gene Ontology annotation, biological process: peptidyl-threonine phosphorylation; peptidyl-serine phosphorylation. Gene Ontology annotation, cellular component: cytoskeleton; cytoplasm. NCBI's taxonomy places the organism in Eukaryota, Metazoa, Chordata, Hyperoartia, Petromyzontiformes, Petromyzontidae.